UAGGUGCCUACUACCUGGUGUAUUGUGUAUCUUUAUGAGUUAUUCUCAUUUCUUUUGUCUCCUUUGAUUAUUGCACGCAGUUAGUUUCGUCUAUUUGGUAUAUUAAGUAUUAAAACAUGUUGAAAUUGUGUAAUCAACCAAAUUUUAAACCAUGUAAUCAAAAGUAUGUCAAGAAUACGUUUUUUGGUGGCAAUGCUCAAAUCGGCAAGCCUAUUCACAAUACGCCAUCAGUAAAAUAUCCUCAAGUUGCAUCUCUCAAGCUGCCUACCAAUGUUGUUAACAUAAAUGAAGCUGAAAUGGCUAGAUUUUCUCCUUUAAGGGAAAGAGAUUUAUUAGGACCUGUCAUAAAUGCUUAUAACAUAAAGCAUGAGAGGCCCGUAUUUGAUAUAACUCUACAGUAUGAUCCACAUAUUAAUAAAUAUGACUGCAGAGGUGCUGUUAGUUUGUCAUCAUCCAUGCAGAGUAAUGUUCCAAGUCCAUUUAGCGGCAACCACACUCAUUUGAACAUGCCAGGAUCACAGUGGGGUCAAGGGUAUAAGUAUUUAUCGGACCACCUGCAGAAUGCUCAUUACCUCACUUUAAGAAAUGAAUAUCGUGGAAAAUUGUACAAUAAAGUUAUAACAAUUGGAGCAAGGAACAUGAGCACAGAAAACAGUCCUACAUUGAGUGCUAAAGAAAAAUUAAAAAAAGCUGUCAAAGAUUAUGGUUCAACCGUUAUAGUAUUUCAUGUAACAAUAUCUCUUCUGUCUCUGGGUGGAUGUUACAUCCUUGUUUCUAGUGGAGUAGACGUAAUGGCAAUACUGAAGUAUUUUAAUAUUGGUGAAGGAGCACUCCUAAAUGCAGUUACAUCAAAUGCAGGAACUUUUGUUAUAGCAUAUGGAGUCCAUAAAAUAUUUGCACCUGCAAGAAUAGCUAUGACAUUAACAGCGACCCCAUUUAUUGUUCGUUAUUUGAGAAAUAUUGGUUUUUUAAAGCGCAAUAAUGGAAUAGGUGGUGGGAAAUAAAACUAUUUAUGAAGAA
Vanessa tameamea is the source of this 1020-nucleotide messenger RNA. RefSeq lists its product as uncharacterized. NCBI's taxonomy places the organism in Eukaryota, Metazoa, Arthropoda, Insecta, Lepidoptera, Nymphalidae. Gene Ontology annotation, cellular component: mitochondrion. The transcript has 5 exons. The record is from RefSeq and is a predicted model, not a curated record. The coding region runs from base 117 to 1004 and encodes 295 amino acids.